Symbiodinium natans is the source of this 1635-nucleotide messenger RNA. Lineage: Eukaryota; Dinophyceae; Suessiales; Symbiodiniaceae. The record is from the annotation of a GenBank genome assembly.
AUGGCUGCCCCAACAAAUGUGGCGGACGGCCUUUUCAAAGCCGCCAAUGCAUGGCAGGUCUCGACAGACUUGGCCUGGCACAACACGGAAGUCGCGCCUGACGAGCUGGUUUACAAAUCCUUGCCGCACGUGGACAGUGUUGACAUCUUCGUCAGCCACUCCUGGGACUGCUCUUCGUGGAUGAAAUACCUGGCGCUGUGCCAGUUUCUGAACUUUAACAUGGCCGCCAACUCGGCGGUCUUGGCUUGGAUCUCGACGGCGCUGUUUUUGCUCCUUCGGGCAGGUGGCGUGAUUGAGUUGGCAGUUUCAAUGGCCGGGACCAACUUCUUGACCUAUUCCUUGGUGUACUUUCCGAUGGCGGUGUUCUGCCUGGUGUAUUUCUUUGGGCACACGCUUUGUCGGAAGACAUUCUGGUUUGAUCGCAUCUGCGUGAACCAGACAGACUUGGAGUUGAAAGCAAAAGCGCUGGAUGCUCUGCCACACUUCGUGGCGAACUCAAGUGAGAUGCUUAUCUUGCUUGAUGAGAAGUAUUUGGAGCGCUUGUGGUGCAACUACGAAAUCGCCAUCUUUUCCCGAAGGUCGCGCGGACCACAGUCCAUGCACUUUAUGCCUCUCUGGCUGCCCAUCUGGAUUUUGUCCACUGUUGCCAUUGAUUUCCUGGGCGUUCUGGCACUUACGGUGUGUAUGCCUACCGGCUCAGCCGGGGUCGAUCCUCCCGAGUCUGAGGCUGAUACUCGGCUGGGGUUCUUCCUGUUGACGUUUGAAGCAUGGACUGCUCCUGGCUUGGUGUAUGCCUUCUCUGUUAUUUUCAGCUUCGUGGUGCAUUAUCGGAGACUGCAGUUUCACAACACUCUGUUGGAUCGGAUGGCUUCCUUCGACUUUCGCGAUGCCAAGUGCAAGUUGGAAAGUGACAGGGCUCUCAUCGAGUCACAAAUUGUUCACCUCUUCGAUGAAGCGUAUGAGCCGCCUCUGCGGGUUGCCAUCGAUGUGCCGGAGGACGUUCACCCGACAACUGAGGCAGACAUGCCCCUCAUCUCGCAGGAAGUCAUGCACGCCAUCCGACCUAUUACGAGCUAUCCCAGUGAAGAAGAGGUCCUGCAGCAAUUCAAUGCAUAUGUACGUGGUCCGAUGCGAGAAAACCUUCUCAAUGCGAUUGGGAGUGAGGUUGACAUCCCCUGGAAGCUUUGUGCAGUUUCUUUCCUGCCUUUGACCUUUGACGCGCUGGCAGUCACCUUGGGCUGUGAAGGCCAACCAUGUCACAUGUCUGCCAAGCACGAGGGGUAUGCUUCAAGUGCGACGUACGUCAUCAGCAACUUCUUGGGCUUUGCCAUUGAGUGCUUCCUUGGAUAUCCCAGCAUUCAUCCCAUUAUGCUGCGCGUUCUCCGAGUUUUCACAUCCAGCGUGGACCACCUAUCUCUACGGCUGGUGUUGGGGGCGCUCAGUGCAAUAACCGUAUACGUCUACGUCUUUAGCAGUGCAGCUGCAGUGAUCGGUUUUUUGAUGGUGAGUAUAACCAGAUUCUCACCUGCAUGGCUGGCUGCUGGCAUUGUUACUUUUACAAUUUUAACGGCUCAAUCGUGCAUGUUGUUCCUCAAAGGGAAAGUACAUCUGCCCAGCUGUAGAAUGCUGAGCUAG